Messenger RNA from Aedes albopictus (Asian tiger mosquito), 2662 nucleotides. RefSeq lists its product as uncharacterized. The transcript is spliced from 3 exons. Gene Ontology annotation, molecular function: protein binding. The record is from RefSeq and is a predicted model, not a curated record. The coding region runs from base 167 to 2494 and encodes 775 amino acids. Lineage: Eukaryota; Metazoa; Arthropoda; Insecta; Diptera; Culicidae.
AUUCUUCCAUUUUCGUGCGUGAUGUUUCGGUGGUUCCGGUGAAUCGGAAUCGAUUCGGUUAGACUUUGGAUGUUAUCUAGUCUUAGUUUUGUGAUAAUUCCGAUAAUUCUACGAUAAAAUCUUAUACUACUAGUAAGUGACAACAUUCGAACAUAUUGAAUUCAUAAUGAAAACCAGAAACCAGACCAACCAGACGCAGAAAGGCACCAAACGGAAGGCACCGUCGUCGUCAGCUCAAACCGAGAUCCCAAUAAAACGCCCCAGAAAAGACGCCCGCCAGGAAGGGUCCGUCCAGUUUGUUAGCCGACUUCUGCGGGACGUCCAAAACGAUGCCGGUCAUCCAGUGGCAGUAGCAAUGGGAAGUUACGCACACAGCAACAUCCUUCAGCUGCCGUUUCAACCGGGCAUUCUUACGCAGGACACAAUCUAUCGGCACUACGAGGCACCCUCGUGGAACUUUACGUAUCCCGUUCCGCUGGUGACGCAAUUUUCCAAUCCUGGAACAGCCGUUGAACCAAUGCUGCGGUUGGUAAAGGCUAAAAAGAAACAUCUGACCACCUUGGCCCACAUGAAGUUGCUCUACGCGAAAAAGAAAUCCAUCUAUAAGAAAGCUUGCAAAGGAUUCGUCGGGAAGCUGUUCCCGAACAUGCUGUAUAAAGUAGCUGAGGAGAUGGAGCGCGAUCCGGAUAAGUGGUUUCAGGAAACGUACGGAUAUGAUUACUAUUUCACCGGUGGAAGUCUGGCGGUUGUGGGCGGCAAAGAGGAUUCUCCAGGACACCCGAAAUGGAUUAUUACCACCGUGGGAGAGAAUAUGAACGCAAUAGAGAUGGCUCGAUUAAAUCUAACUGAAAGCCGGGCUACCAUUGACAGAAACCAACUAAAACUAUUCGAGCUUAGCGAAAAGGACGGGCCAAUUUAUGAGAUUUGCACCUCGAUGGUAGAGAAGGAAGACGACGAUGAUGACUCCACUAGUCGAAACCUGCGAAUAGCUCUGAGAAGGAAACAAAAAAUUGAGCUGCUUUGCGGAGAAGGUGAGAGCAUUUUUUCCAGUUCCAAAACCCUUUCGUCAGAAGUUCCGUUUAUUAGUUGCUGUUUUCUUAGGGGAAGCAGCGAUUCGCUGAUAUGCACUUCUGAUUUGGGGAAAAGACUAAGGAUUUGGAAUUUUGAGAUUGGUGAGGUUGUUCAGGAGCUCAAUUUGUCCAAAAAGGUAAAGAAAGAUGACUGCUGGACCUGUAUCCGGUCCUUCGGGAAGAAUCACUUUGUUUGCUUGGACAGGUCUUCCAUCAGACUAUUCAAAACCAAAUUUCUACUGAAGUUAGUUAACGUAGCUCUUCUUUCCACGUGGCUAUGGGCGUGCGAAAAGGCAUCCUGUCUAGAAGUUUGUCCGGAAGAGAAGCUUCUGUUUAUCGGAACCAGUCAUAAACUGCUCGUUCUUCAGCUAGUUGAUCGGGGGGACGCCCAGCAUCGGGAGUUCCAACAGAUUCUGACAUUCACCCACAAUUUGAAGUACUUCCCGACGAUGAUCCGGUUCGACUCAGACUCGAAUCAGAACUACUUCGUAUGGUUGUCCUCCCAACUGGCAGGUGACACGACCAUUUGCAACUUUUCGAAAGUUCCUCCAAAACGCUUUGCCACCAAUAACCUUCCGCGGAAGCCCUGGACUGUCCAGGAGGGCUUUGACCUAGCGCGUCACAAAGGGAAAUGCAUCUACCCCGCAGCCAAGCUAAAACGUCGCCUCCAACUUUUCCACUCGGGCCUGGCCAUUCUAGUCGAUGAAAACGAUUGCUUUCAUCUGUUCCUACAGACCUCCCCUGGGGACGUAUUCCAUCAGCGAAUUACCACCGCUACCGACGAUAGCCUUUCCGAUAGAAUUCCACUGCUUUACCACUCCUGGAUGCUCAAACUGAACCGAGAAAUUCCAUUCGUGCCCAAAGCCACCGACUUCAAAAACCUCCGAGGGUUCAAAAAGAUUCUCUCCUGCUCAAACCUCUAUCAACCUGAACCGGAACUCCUGGAGGACACAACCUUCCGCAAAAGACCCGGCUGGCAGCAAUCCGUCGAGGACCUGCACCAAUACAAGGAUCUCCUAGCGCCGGAGAUACUCCAGAUCUGGGGCUUCCGGCCGGAUGUGAGCGGGCGCCCCCCUCGACGUAUUUCCACCGAUCAGCCGAUGGACGUGGCGGAUCGUAUUUCCCACUGGUUGGACACGACCGCCGAACAGGUUCCCAUUGUUGUUGGAGAUGAGGAAGGGGUCGGAGCCAGCCGAGAUGGCUCACCGGUGGUAGCCGAUGAGGUCGUUCCGAUUGAAAGCGAUCACGACCAGGAGGAGCUUCUUCACAGCGUGGUGGAAGUUGGAGAAUACAUGAAACCGGAGGUGGAUGCUUGCGAGCAGGAUGUCGUGUUUGUUAGGGCGGUUGUGUCCGAUGUAACGACGAGUGCGGUGAACAAAUCUGCUGCCAAACCCGGCAGAAGGAAAUACGUUAAGGGAUUCUAGUUUAUCACUUUAUCAAGAAGACUGUCAGUACUGCUGGAAAUCGAGAGUCUCUGUUAGCAGCGCACCCCACGCAUGAAUGUGGAACUAUACGAGAUUACCAUGCAAUAGAGUUCCAAGUCUUUCUGAUGAAGUGGUCUUUGAUUCUAGAGUUGAACGGAGAUUAUUAUU